GCACAACCGCCAUUUUCAAAAUGGCGACAGUAAACGAGCUCAAAAGUGGUACGUUUUAGUCAGGAUCUCAUUCCAUGUAACUUACUUAGUUAUCAGAUAACGGCAUAUGUCUUGAUAUAUCUAUUAUUUCUUUCAGUGUUAAAAGAAACAUUGGAAAAUAGAGGUGUACUUGGUCAAAUUCGAGCUCGAGUUCGUGCUGAGGUGUUUAGCGCCCUUGACGAUCAAGUUAGUUGACCUGGAAGCUAAGCUUACGUGCUUCUGUGUUCAUUUUCACUGUUCUAUAUCUUUAGCUGCUCUCAAACUGUUCAUAGAUGAAGACAUACAACUUUGCAUGUGUUCAUGUUUAUAAUUCAUUUUGAACUGAUGCUUGUUUGCGGGUUAACGUUUUCAUAUAUGCCACAGCUGUACAUGUUUACCUGCACUUGUCCUACACAGUAUUUUUGUUGGGGAACCAUAACGAUAUACAAUUUUCUCUUCGAGUAUUGCCACUAAACAUAAAAAUACUAUUGCAGUAUUGGCUUUGCGUACACUCACAAGAUCUGAUAGAGGGAUUUAUCUUGAACGCUUAUCGAUGACCAGUGCUGAAGUUCACGUAUACUUUUGUGUGAAUAUCGUUACGUUGUCGAUUGACCGAUGCCUUUUAACCAACUGUAAUCGUUUGCUAUCGAUUGAUCGAUUGAUUUCUGAUCAUUGAAUAAUUUUCAUCGAUUGUUCAGGUCCUGCAAUACGCUUAUUCAACUAUAUUUUUUCAUAACGGAACGAAACAUAGCGAUAGCUUACAUUAAGUUCAGUAGGGGUUAAAAAACUACUUUGAACUUUCAAUUGUUGAUUUUCAGACUGAACCAAGACCUGCCCUAUCCAAUGAGAACCUGUUGAUCAAUGAACUGAUAAGGGAAUACUUGACUUUCAACAAAUACAAAUACACAGAGUCAGUGCUCCAAGCAGGUAUUGUACAUUGCCCUGCUUUAUGUAGCAAGAAGCAACUAAAGUAGAAGUAUUGAUACUCCACCUGGAUGAGAUACCAACCCAUUACUAUGCCUCCACCUCCCUCCAGCAUUUCAGUAGGCUGCCCCGACAGUUUUGCCAAAGAACACAACACAAUGACUUGUUUAGGUCUCAAAUGCAAACUUCCUGACCAAAGUCAUGAAUGCACUAACUGUAAGGCCACCACAUCUGAUAUCCUAUGUAAAUCUGUUAUAUUAGCUUUAUAUUUCAACCUGAGCUGUGUUCCAGUAACAAGCCACUAUAUUUUUCUAAUAUUUUGCUGUCUUGAUGAAUAACAGAAUCAGGUCAACCCAAAGAGCCCAUGGACAGAAGAUUUCUAGUACAAGAACUAAACAUUAAGGAGGAGGAGGAGUCACCAACCAUGUAAUUAAUGAACAUUUCACAGUUUUAAUCAAUUUAUUUACAUUUUGACCUGGAGGAUUCAAGCAAAGAAAUGAUCCUUUUAAGGCAGCUGCAAUUAGGUAAAGGAUUACAGAAUUUAACAUGAUUGUUUGAUCAUUUACCACAUGAUGAAUGUAUAUGUUGUGAUUCUAUUUUAUCCUUGGUUCAAAUUUUUUUCCUUUGUUUCAAACUCAUUAUCAUAUAUUACAAUACCCAAAAACAAAAGAAAACAUAACUCGAACCAAGGAUAAAAUUGAACCACAACAUAUACGAUAAAUAUAAUUAUGUUUACUGUUCCUAAUCAGUGAGUCAUACAUCCAUGUUAUUUAAAUGCAGUUUAAAGGAUUUACCUCAUCUAUGUAUUCUAUUAUUACAGAAGCAGGAGUACUAUACCAUACAGAGAUUAUUUUGAUUUGGGAACCUUAAAAAUUCUUUUGAUUGUUCUAAUCCGACUUAAUGAUCAUCAGGAAGAUGUACAGCUGAUAAAUACAUGUUUACUCUUAGGCCACUCUUGUAUGGGAUUUUAGCUCAUUUUCUUCAAGGAAGCCAUAAUGAAGGGAGACAAUUUACAGGUGCAAGACAAGAGCCCAUGUUGAGAUCUCAUACAAGAGGUUUGUUUGUAAGAUCAAAAUUUGGAAAUUUAUCAGUAAAUUCAAACAAAAGUCUAACUACUUGUACACUGUGGAAAAAUAUAGAGGCUUUUUCAAGGUAAACAAUUUUUCCCAGGAUGCUCUCCAUACUCUUCCCACAUUUGAAGGGAAAAACACCCUGGAAGCUCAAGGUUUUUCAAAAACUGCGAUUGUGUCUUAAUUACAUGAACAUAAAAAGAGUGCUGCAAGACAACAUUUCCCAAGUAAAGUCUUGAUAUAGGAAGAUGUUGAUCUGUGAUGCUUACCUUUUUACAUGACUACCAAAAAAAGAAGUUUAUAAGUUGUAAUGAGACUGAAGGGUGCACAAAAAAGAAGCUAGGGAGGGAAUGGUCAUCAAAUAAUGACUGCAGCUGAGCUUGGAACAGAACAGAUGAGACCAAGAAGGAAACUUAACUCAACAGAAAGUGAAAAGAUAAAUAGGAGAUGAAGGGGCAAAUUGCCACUGAUAACUGUUUUGUCCAAGUUAAAACCACCAGUUUCUCAAUAUUCUCAAAACAGAAUCUUGAGUACUUGAACAUCUUUGCCAAUUUUUCUUUCAAGGCAUUGAGCCAAAUGAAACUAUGCAUUUGCCUCUUGUAUUAACAUAUGGUCUUUUUAUGUCACUGUUUUGCUUUUAAUUCAUUAUUUUGAAUAGAUCAGCGAUCAAGAAGAAAUGCGGAAGGCUCAGGUCUUUUGGGAGGUAGAGGUAAAGAAUAUGAUUUCUCUUUUUUAAAAAAGUGAAAUUUCCUUGUAUGGAACACUACAAUCUUCAAGUCAUGUGAAGUGGCAUCAUUUUGGUUUAGUCACACCUGCAUUUCAGGAGUUGUUGUCAAAUAAGCCUUGGCCUAACUCAUUCCAGUUAUGAGGGUCAGUGGGCUCACAGACUACUCCUGAGUUCACAUGAUAUUUUAUCAAUAGUAGUUGCAGUUUAACAGCAUUACCUGAUAUCUUGGCCAAAGAUGUCAUCCUCAAAAUCAGUAAGGAUGUUAUUCAUUGAGGAAGAAAUUCAGUUGCCUUCACCCCUGGUAACUUAAUUCAUGAACUUACUUAAUAGAUAUCCACUGCUCAAUUUCAAGUGUUCAUCAAAAAAAAUUAUUGUUG
Molecule: messenger RNA, 3116 nt
Organism: Pocillopora meandrina
Lineage: Eukaryota; Metazoa; Cnidaria; Anthozoa; Scleractinia; Pocilloporidae
Source: the annotation of a GenBank genome assembly